Copidosoma floridanum is the source of this 8054-nucleotide messenger RNA. RefSeq lists its product as uncharacterized. Lineage: Eukaryota; Metazoa; Arthropoda; Insecta; Hymenoptera; Encyrtidae. The record is from RefSeq and is a predicted model, not a curated record.
GGUCCCAAGUAGUUUUGCAUUUCGUGUACAAGGCCUUAGAGUAUCAUUUUUAUUUCAUUGUAAUGAUGCAAAUUUUAUUGUUCAAUGCUAAUAGCAAUUGCCUCACUGUGUACUAAUCGAUGAAAGUUAAAUUAUUGUAACAGCGAAUUAAUAGUUAUGAUUCUAAUCCGUGUUGUGGAAAACUUGAAGCAGUGUAGUAAUCCAAUAGUAAGAGCAUCAUUUAUAAUAUGAACUUAGUUUUAUUGCACCACAAGAAUAUGAGUGGACAAAUCAAUUUCAGUUAUCAAGAUGGUGAUAUUGUUUGGGUAAAAUUAAGGUCUUACUGGUGGCCUGGACAAGUUGUUGGUUCAGAUAAGUUACCAGAUGACAUUCAAAAUGAAUUUAAAAAGAAACCAUUACUUGCUGCUGUAAAGUUUUUCCAUGAAGAUUCAUAUGAGUUUGUUAAAAACCAUCAACAAAUUUAUAAAUAUAAUUGUGCACAAAAAGAGGAUUUCAUCAAAAGAGGCUUAGAUAAAUUCAGAACUAAAAACAAGGAUAGAUCUAACUUUAUGAAAAAAUUUCCAGAAGAUGUGAAGAUGGCUGAAACCUUGACAAACGGAAACCCUAACAUAAUUCUCGAUAACAGAUUUAGUCCAGACAAAAAACCUGAUGUAUCGGGAUUGUUUGGUGAAAAAAAAAUGCUCAAAAAAAAACGUGCACGCGACGAUUUAGAUAAAAAAAAUAAUUUCAAAAUCAAAGUCACUCAUCCUAGGUUUAUAAAAAAAAAUGAUCAUGAAAUUCGUAUUAGGCAACAGCCUAAAAUAUCACCAUUAAUUUAUAAUAGUUCCCUGCAUGAAAUAUAUCCGUGUCAUGUGUGUGAUUUUACUUCGACGCGGGUUAAUGUAAUCAUUUACCACCUUAAAAACCAUAGGUCCAAUAAAGAGACAGCGACAGUGGGAUAUAGAUACUAUUACGAUGCGAAACUUAAAAAAGUAGCAACUCAUUGUACGACAAAAAAGUAUGUUAAGAGAUCUACGUCUCGUAAAAAAAAUGAAAAUAUCGACGUAGAAAUUAAAAAACAGAAUAUUCUCCCCUGCACUGAUGAUUCUGCAAAAACAGAAAAAUCAGAUCCUGAAUUACGAGAAAAGUUACUUGCUGACUGGAAUGUAGAUUCAGAUGAAGAUGAAAGUAUAAAUUCAAAAAAACCUUUGUUGGAUUCUCUAACAGCAUCAAGAUAUUCUUUAUCUAGCGAAAAUCGUAUCAUAGAUUUUGCAUUACAUAAUGAUGACUUCGAAAGAAAUAAGUCUGACAACAGUAAGCUUCUACGGGAGUCUAAUGAACUGUUACAAGAAACAAACAAUUUUAUCCAAUUAGCUACUUCAAUUCAUGGAUCUAAUAAAGUGUGUAAUUUACAGCCCCUCGAAGAAUGUGAAAAUUCCGAAGCUCUAAUAUUAGAAAAAAAUGAUUCGUUUUUCGUGAAUAGACCAAAGAAAGAACAAUCCAGGACAGAAAUUGAUGGUGACAAAAAAUCGCGAUUAUCUUGCUUUGAUUUUGACGAAGAGGAUAUUUCAGAAUCAAGUAUAUUAUCUGUCCGGAAGCUUUCUAGAGGCUUAGGCUGUAAAAACAUCUCAAUAAAAAAAGAAAUAAUAAAAGAAUUCGAAAUGAAUCAGGCUCUCAAAAGGACCUUUGAUGAUCCAAAGCUCUGUAACACAACACCGAAGAAAAAAAAACAUACAGAAGAUGAUAAACUUUCAUUUAUUUCCACAAACGGUUUAAAAAACUCUAAGGAUGAUGAUAUGAACGAAAAUAUCGACAUUAUUAAUACUGAAAUGAUUGAACCAUGCCUUGAUCAAAAGUUAGGUAAUUUUGAGAUUGAUCAUAAAAAUGAAAAGCUCACCAAAAACAAUGAAGAAAAUUUUAAUUUUUCACAAAAAUCUUUUGAACUAGAUAAUAGUGACUUAAAAAAAGAUGAAAAUUUGGAUGAUAUAUCAACACACAUUUCCGCACAUGAAUUAACUGUUAAUGAAAUCGUAGAUAAUAUAAAAUCAAUUGCUUGUAAAAAAAACAUCGGGGACAAUGUAUUUAGGCAAAAAAAUAAGAAACUUGUUUCACCUAAAAAGCUUACUGUUGCUAGUGAAAGUGAUACUUUAAUAAUAGAAGAUCAAAAAUCAGAUAUUUACCUACAUCAGAAUGAAGCUAUAAAAACAUCUACAAUAAGACAGGAAUGUAAUAUUAAUCAAUCAUUAUCAAAUAACGUUAUAAAGUCUGAAAAUAACGAGAAAAUUACACUUACAGAUUGUAAAAUUGAAAAACAAAAUCAUCUUAUAUUCAACAAGAAGACAGAACAUAAAAGUAAUGUAAACUCUGAAAUAACAAUUGUGGAUACAGAACAUAAUUUUAGUAACGAUAAAAUUAGUUUCUGCCUUAAUGAGUUACAACAAAAGAGCGAAGUAGAGGAUGACAUAAUACCCAUAUUUACUCCAGACACAAAAUCUGGUUUACGUAUGCAAUCUGAAACCACUUCAUUGGGAAUCUGCGAUGACCACAAAAAAUUCGAAAUAAAAUCAUCAGAACUCAAAAUAGAUGAAACCAAUCAAAUGCCAAGAAAAAAUUUUGCGGUCAAUUAUUUGAAUAAUGAGUCAUCUAGUGAAAUUAAAAAUGCCACUUACCCUUUAUUACAUACCAAGAGAAAUGUUUCUCUUUCAAAUUUUGAAAGUAAUUCUUGCACUAAAAACUUGGAUGUAACACUUUUCAAUGAUGGUUAUCAUGGUAAUAUUGAAGUGAACAGAGUGUUGAUUGACGAUGUUCCAACAGAUGUUAAAGCUCUUCCUAAUAUUAUUGCAAAUGAUGAACCGUGCGUUUUAGGUGAUAAUAUGAACUUGAAUGAAAAAAAAACAGUUAUUGAACUGAAUAGAGCCCUUGACAACAGUUCUAUGCAGAUAAAACUUGAUACAAAUUUUAAAGAUAAAAAUGAAAAGUGUAUUGAAAUUAUAAGGUACACUGUUUAUGAAAGCGCAAAUCCACAACUAAGCUCACCAAACAAAGCUUAUGUUACAAAAAAUCCUAUGAAAAAAGAAUGUGAGUGUGAAGAAAUGCUUCUACAGAAUACUGAAAAAACUGAUUUAGUAUUAACCGAAGAUAAAGAAGAAAAAGAAGAAUCAAAACAAAUCUGUACAGCUGGUUUUACAGAACCAGUCCUGAAAGAUAAAAAUAGUGAUGUAAGAUCUGAUAUUUGUGAUAAUGACUUUAAAAAAACCAUAGAUAUUCUAGAACAUUGCUUACCAGAUAAGGAAAAAGAUUCAAAAUGCUCGCGUGAAGUUAUUCCGCUUGAUAAUUCAAAUUAUGAACAAUAUUCGUGUAAUUUAUUGGGUGUAAACGAAACGAGUAAUUUAGAAAGUAUGAAAAAUGAAGUAGAAACAAGUCAUAAUGUAACCAUUAACACUGUCAAGGACACUAUUACUCCUCAAAUUCUUACGAAAGAUAAAUCUCUUGAAGUUCGUGAUGUUUCUGAAAAAAUAGAUAAAAUGACUUCUGAUUUAAAUGUAAAAUUAGUUAAAAAAGAUGAACUUGUGAAAUUAGCUGGAACAGAUGGUGUCUUGAUCCCAGUUAAAAAGCGAGAAAAGCCAAGAAUCAUUGAAAAUGUUACUUUAAAAGAACCUAUGAUUCUUAAAGCAAAGUUUGGCGGGAAACGUGGAACUAAAAUUAAUAAGCAUAAGCCGAAAAAUGUCCAUAUUAAACUCAAUGAUUCAAAAUGUUUCAUGACGACAAAAUUUAUCAAAGAAGCUGAAACUUGUAAGAACGUGAAAACCGUAAAUAAUGAUACACACAGCAGUCUACUUCGAGAAUGUGAUGUUAUCAAUCUUUCUAGUGGUAUGCCGAUACUCAAUCAAAACAGAAAAGAGGAUCAAAGUUUUACCAAUUUUUCCCAAACAGAAUCAAAUGUCUUAAGCCCCAAAAAAUGUGUAAAGCAUUCUGAAAGUAUCACUAACAUAGAAUUUGAUAUUAAUUCAAUGCCUUUUGUUUUUAGUGAAGAUGUUUUAUCAGCAGAGAGCAUUGAACAAAUGCCGGUUUUAAUAUCUUCAGAUUUACCUAAAGUUAAUCAGAUAAAUACUUCUUUAUCACAAACUUUAAAGACAUCGGAUGAAAAUAAAGUUGUAACGAGUGAAACUUUCGAAACAUUCAGACAAGUUAAUUCAUUAAAUGUUAUGAAAAAAAAGGUGGUUACCCCAACAGUUUUAAAAAAUAAAAUUAAAGCGAAACCAAUGAUAACUAGCAUUAAAACAAUUGUACCACCUGUUAAAUCCAAGAUACCGAAAGGUAAUUACCAGACCAGUUUACAACCUUUAAUAUCUUCUGAUGAAAAAAAAUCUCCCGGAAAAUAUGUGAUUGUUCAAACAUCUGGUCAACACACUUACAGUACUCAUCAGAGUGUAACUAUUCCGGAUAAUGAAAAUUCUGCGAAUGCUCAAAUAGUACAGCAAGGUAGCAAAGUAGUUAUCAUAACUUCUCCUCAACAUGAUCAGUUUCAAACGCAUUUACCAUCGAACUCUGUUUCUAAAAGUUCAAGUACCGGGAAAACUCAAAAAGUCAUGAAAAAACAUGAAAGUCGCAAGAUGCAUAACUUAAACUGUCAUAGCCUUAACAAAUCUUUAACACCUAAAAAUAAUCAAAUUAAAAAUACCCCUCAUGUGUAUGAAUUAGCUAAUAAAAAAAAUUUCACCGAAGAACAAGGAUCAUUGAAAAAUGAUUCAUCUACAGCUUCAAAACAACGAUCAUCUUUAAUUUUGAAUUCAACUCAAACUCUUUCUUCAAAAAAAAGUUCUUCAGUUUCAGCAAACUCUUCUAUUCUCAAGGAUGAAGAAACUACGGCAAAAAAUAUUUGUAGUUAUGAUACGUUGUCUCAAAGUCAUAUAAGACCUAAAAAUAUUCCAACUUCAAUAUCUCCCACAGUUGUUGAUCAAAUAUUAACUAACCCUCAAAGUAUUAUCUCAAAAGGAACUGUUUUAACUCCCAUUACUGGGUCUCAAGUUAAAGCAAUAGCAGCCAAGCAAUCAAAAGGAAACAUGUAUGAUUGUAAAAAAUCUCAAAACAUAGUUCUAAAUGCAGGAAAACAUAAAAAAUUAAUCACAACAAACUUUUGUAAAGUUACUCAAAACACUUAUGAUAUGAAUGUGCCGAAAAAAAUUUUGUUGCGGCAAACCAACGACGUAAUGAAUAAAACAAAUAUAAAAGAAUAUACUGAAGAGUUAAUAAAUCAACAACCAUUACCGUACAAGAUCGAAACACACCGUGAAGUACAAAAAGGAGAUAGUGUAACUGAGAAGGUCGCAGAUAAUUCUAAAAAAAAAGAAUUUUUAUACUUAUCUAAAACUGUUAAGGUCAAUACCCUCAAUCCAAGUUCUAAAUUAUGUGAAUCACUCAAUAGUAGUAAAACUUUGCUCAAAAAUAUCCAAAAAAAAGGAUUAAAAAAGCAAACAGAAGUAUUGAAUUAUUUAGACAAUACGUCUAACAGAUCAAGUAUAACACCUUCAAGUUUAAAUGUAUCUUCACCAACAGCAAUAGCUCACUUAAGUGAAAAAAAAGGAGUAAGUAAAGGAUCUUCAAAAAAAUUAAGUCCAGUAAAUCCAACAGUUUCACUACAUCCUGAUAUUGCUUCUUCUGAAGAAGAGAAAUAUAGAGACUUACAAAUUUCUAAUGAGACUCAAUUCAUGGUACUACCUGCAGAAUGUAAUGAAGAGGCACAAACUUAUGUGUUUGUUGCAGUAAAUGAGCAAGGCGAUCUAAUUUCAUUAGAUGAUAGUUCGGCCAUAACUUUAAACGAAAAUUUACCUUCUGAACAUAGUAAAACUGUUUAUAUUGAUUCUAACACCUUAUGUGGAUCUAAAAACUUAGAUAACAUAGUACUUCAUAUUGAUAACAGCUCAUUUUCAGCUGUAGGUCAAAGGGGAGAAAAAACUUUGAUUUCAGAAUUGAGAACAACCAUUGAAACAUCACCAUCUAAAGAAGUUUCUCAUACUUCUAAUCAAGAUAUUCUUGCAGUAGCUUUAGCUGAUACAGAUUUCAAUCAGGAGGUAAAUUCAGUUGAAUUAGUUACGUCUAACAUAAUGACAACUGUUACAGAAUCAAGUCUUAUAAGUCAAGCCAUACUACAGUCAACAAUAAUACCUCCAACAGAGCGAAUAUCGUCACUCUCAGUUUUAGAAACAUCAUUAACUUUGAAUCAGCCAAUAAUGAGUUCAGUUGAAGUACCAAGUACUGUGUUUUGUACUAGUAACACUAGUACAUUAUUUACAGCAACUAAUACAGAAUUGUCAAACAUGGUAUCUCAUCAAAAAGGAUGUAACAUUUUGAUAGAAAAAACAGUACUACCCAUAACUGAGGACGAUCGCGCAUCAUUAUUAGAUAAAACUAUUGAGAAAAAAAGUACAAGUGAUGAAAUCAUUGAUAGUUAUCGUAGCAGCUGUCACAAAACUCUAAGUAAAUCUAAUGAAGUGUACUCUGAAAACACUACAAAUAAGAAAAAUGAGAGGUUAUCUUUUUCAACUCCUUCAGUACAUCACCCAUCGAUUGAUAUAAGCCAAAGAGUUAUUAUGACACCUGAGAUUAAAGCUAAAGUACGCAGCAAUCACGUUGAUCUUGGUCGUGAAACUGAGGCAUCAAAUGAUCAAAUUAUAGACAGUAAAAUAUUAAAUUUAGAAACGUGUAAAACAUCACAAGAUAGUUUAGAAUUGAGUAAUAAUGUGGCAUCUCACAUAACGACAAAAGAAAAUAACAUUACGAAAUUGCAUCCUUCAAAUAAUGAUGUUUACAAAAACCUAGAUACAUACAUAGAAAAUUCAAAUUCAAUACAUAAUUUAGGCGAAAAGAUCAUACAUCAGUGUGAAGAAAUGGGUGUUAAAGAAAAACAUCUGGCUACAUCUUUUCAGAAUAAUAAACAAAACGACACGUCUUUAGAAUACCAUACUAACAGUAAAAUAAGAAGUUUAAUUAAUUCACUAAGUAAUGCUGCUAAUGAAUCAGAAGUUAACCAUGAUUAUAAUAAUUCUAUCCUUUUGUCUCAGUGUGAAUAUGAAAAAGCAGAAACUAUACCAACUAUAAACAAUAAGUCUGAUGUUAUACACGAAAAAAAUUCAGGCUUUCGAUCAAAUAAUACUGUAACUGAUGAAAUUAAUACCUCUGUAGGAAAUUUUAUCCUGAAUGAAGAUGAAACUGCCUGUUCAUCGUACAUCCCGGAAACUCCUGAAAACCAAGAAAGAGACCAAGAUCAAGAUAGUGCGAUUAGUACCUCAUCAUAUGAAAUCCCUCCAUGCGAAGAGCUCAAUAUCACAUCAUCAAAUAUCAUAUCAGUAUCGACGAAUUGUGAACAUUCUAGUAUUCAUAAUAAUGGAGUAUUGGAAAUACCAACUUCUCCAUAUUCUACAAAUCCGGAUUCUAUUGCUAGUUGUGGUGAUGAGGUUGCAGAAUCUUGUUAUGAAAACCAAUUAAUAACUGAGCCAAGUGUGUCAACGUCCUACCAAGAUGGUAUAUCUAUACCAAAUUUCAGAGAAACUCAGCUGGGUUCUCACAGUAAUGUAAGUAGUGAUUCUAAGAAUACAAUUAAAACUGCUAAUUUUUAUAAUCAUACAGAGAUGACAAAAAGCUACUUUGAGAGCAUUAGCAAAGUGACCAACCCUACAAGAGAAUUAAAAAAUGACUUAGAGGAAAAAACACUUCAAUAUUAUGAAGAUAAUUCUGAAAAUAUCAGUUCAGCUUCAGAACUUUAUUUAAAUGAAGAAGUAAACUCAAAUUUUAAUAGUCAUGAUGCUUCGGACAAUUAUUAUGACUCACAGUCAGAAAUUAUUCUUGAUCAAAGUUAUUAUUCCACCUCUGGUAAUAAAUUACACUGUCACUCAGUUCUCCAAAACCAUAAAGAAGCUCAGCAUUUCUGUCAAAAAAUGGAAAAUAAUGAACAAAAAAGCGAGAAAAUUUCUUAUGCUAAUAAAUGUGCUUUAGAUAGUGUUUCGGACUCUUCUAAACUAGAUGAAGCUGUACAAAUUAAUGACACCAGAUCUGCAAACAAAAAAUCUAUGAUAUAA